Tetrahymena thermophila SB210 is the source of this 2868-nucleotide messenger RNA. RefSeq lists its product as hypothetical. The transcript has 2 exons. NCBI's taxonomy places the organism in Eukaryota, Ciliophora, Oligohymenophorea, Hymenostomatida, Tetrahymenidae. The record is from RefSeq and is a predicted model, not a curated record.
GUGAGUUCUGAAAAGAAAAUUUUUCUUUACAUUUUAUACUUUUUGCAAUAAUUAAUAGAACAAAAAUAAAUUUUUGUAUAACAAAUAAUCAAAAAUAAAUCAUCUUAAUCUGUAAAAAUGAAUUUUAUCUAAUUUAACAAUUAAAUUCCUAAAGUAUCUGAUAAUUAUCAUUAAAAUUAUCAAAAAGAUAUCUUAACCAAUUAAUACUUGUGCUUCAAUGAGGAAUGCGAAGCUUCAGACCUAAAUUAGAGGAUGUGUUACUAACAACAUCCUGCGUAUGUACUUCCUAAAUCGCAAAUAAAAACAUAAUUAGCAAAAUUUAAUACUAACCAUAGUUAAUACGAUAGCAUGAUGGGAAUACUAUACUAAACCAUCUCUUUAAUUUAGGAGUUGUAGAAAAUUCUAGAAGUUUUUCACUAUAUUCCUAAAUUGUAAGAAGAUUCAGUAGAGUAUCAACAAAAAAUGUUUCACAAGCUAAAAAGUCAUUUUGAAUUAAUUUCUAACUUUGAAAAACUUUGGCUUGUUAUUAAAAAUUAAAACUAAUUAUUUUUUCAAACAGAAAUAUUCAUCAAUUAAAUCAAAGAACAAGUUUAUAAGUUUGAGUGCUAAUAUUUCUGUUAUAGAUAAAUGACUAUUCAGCAAGGAUAAUAAUAUCUCGAAUUAAAUAAAUAAUUUUUAAUUGAUAAUAAUAAUUCUAAAAAUAAUAAAUAAAUGCAUUAAAAAUAAAAUGACAUUUAAAAUUGCAUAUAGAUUAAUGAUGAUCAAAGUAGUGGCGACGAUAUUUAAAUUAUUGAACAAUCUAAUUUUAAAUAAUACUUGGGUGAAGAAGAAGAAGCAGAGGGUUCCAAUUAAAAUCACGUAUUAAUAGAGAUUAAUUCGCAAAAUCAGAGCAGAGAUGACUAGGUUGUUGAAUUAUCUAGUGGAGAAGAUAACAUUUAGAUGCACGUCUAAGAUUUCAGAUCAACUUACUAAUUUCAUAAUAUGAUUGAUGAGAAGCUAGACCAACAGCAGAAAUAUAAUAAAUUUUUAAAUAAUUAAUAAAAUUGUUCUUAAUAAAUAAUUAUAAGUACUAACUCAAACUUAGCUGGGUAAACUUCUAACGAAGCUUAAAAUGAUUAGGCAAUAAAAAAUUAAACUUAACAUAUUUAAAAUAAAAAAAUUAAAAAAUCUAAAAAAGAGACAAUUAAAGAAGGUGGUGCUUCAUCAUCAUAAGAUAAAAAUUAAAAAUAAAGAAAAAAAAGGAUAACGAAAGAGCAAAAAAUUUUGGAGCUACAGAAAAAGUUGUAAGGAAAUUUAUCUGAAACAAAAUAAAAUAGCUAAACCUUAAGCGAUUAAGAUCUUUAAAAAUAAAAUUAAUCUGCUUAAACAACAUUAAAUAUAAAAUCAAUUAUUAUUCCCUUAAAUUUUAAAAAGAGUGGAAAUUCAGUUAAUAAUUCUCUACUAACUACAUCUGAUGAAACUAUAAAAAAUAAUAUAUCCCAAACAAUAAAUAUAAAUUAACAGCAAAACUUUGAUUCUUCAAAAACGACUUAAUUAAUGACAACUAGCAGCGAAAGUUCAAAUCUAAAUGAAAAAGUCAUCGAAGAUGAUGAUGAGCUAGAGUAAGAGUUAUAAAUCAUAAAAAAUUAACAUGGAUCUGUUGAAAAACUUAUGGUAACGCAAUAUUCUUGGCAAAAAUAAAGUUCUGAGAAAAGGAAAUCUUUUGAUUCGAACUAAGAAGAAGAAUAUUCUAGAAUAUCCUAGAUGAAUUAAUUAAAAAUACCUAUGUAAGGUGAAAAUUCUGAAAUAGUUGUUGGAAAAAAUGAAAAUUACCUUGCGCAAUUUAAAGUUAUCUAUUUUAAGAAUAAAAAAGCUCUUUUGGCUUUAAAUCAAAAAAAUCUCGUUCUUUAUACAUUUCAAAAGCCUAAGUCUAGAAAGUAACCCCAAUAUGACUAAUAUAAUAUUGAUUCUGAAGAAGAAAUAUAAGAAUCAAAAAGUUAAUAAGAAAUAGACUAUAACUUUUUACAUAAAAAAAAAAUCUUAUAUAAUAAUAUUAAAUCUGCAGAAAUCUUUGAAAUAUAUGGAAGCUAUUUCGUAUUAGUUAUGUUUGAGACAAAUGGAUUUGUUAGUGUAGUUAAAUCUAAUAAUCUAAUAAAAUGGAAACCAUAUUAUAAAUCUGUAGAGCCUUCUAUCUCAGCAAAUUAUUAUAUUUUUAAUAAUAGCACAACUCUUUAAAUGAUCUUAUUUUAUUCGUCUUAGAUUAAGUUAGUUUAACUAGAUAUUAAUAGCUCAAAGCCUAAUGCGAAAUAAGCUAAUUCGAAAUUUUUGCAAUAAAGUCUGCUUGAAGGCAGUUUCUCUACAGCUUGCUAAGGUAUUUGGUAAGUAAAGCGAGACCAAAACCAAACUGUAGAGUGUAAAUAUAACCUUUACUUUACUAUUUUAUAAGAUAACUAUUUGUCUAUAUUCAAAUAUGAUACAUAAAAAAUAGACAUUUUGGCAAGAGAAUAUUUAUAAAAUGUUUAAUUUUGCAAACUUUUAAAAAUAAAUGAUGAAGUUAAUAUUGUGGCUAUCAUAGAAAAUGAAAUUUAAUUAUACGACUUACAAAUUAAGUUACACACUCGCAUACAAGCUAAACCUGAAUUUGGUAGUGUAAUAGAUGUUAGUCUGCCAUCAAAUUAAAUACAAAAUGAAUAAUAUAUUCUUAUCAUAUAAGAAAAGGGAUCAUUCCUAUAUAAUUUUAAAAAAAAUAAAACUAAUAUCUUAAAACUGCCUGAAAAAUACAAUUCGAUUUUCCACAGCUAAAAUUUGCAAUCUUUGGUAACUUUAAACGAGCAAGAAAAUGGAUCAUUUUAAAUAAAUUUAAAUUCUGUAAACUAAAUUCAAAUUUGA